AUGGAGAAUGAUGGCAUGACAGUUGUUCCUUAUAACUUAUCUAACCUCGAUGUAGUCCUGCGUCAUAACGAUUCCGUCGUCGUCUUAGAUCGCGACUCGCAACAGCUGGUCCUCCGAAACACCGCCGACGAUGAUGAUGCGAAUCUCGAGUUAGCCGAUUGUCCCUACUGCCGUCGCCCAUUGCGGGACGGCAAUGCCGGACAGGGGAGCCACCAUACUACUCCCGGGGCGCAACCCGAAUUCAUCAGUCCCGAGUACUUUCGCAUGCUUCACAAUAGUCUUCCCGCCGCGGACAGGUCGAAUCCUCCGUCUCCCCGUCGACGUUUUGUGCAGCCGGCUCUUGCAGAUGGCUCGUCGGGCGGGAGUAGAGGGGCCCCGACCGCACAAGGGAUCUCAUCCGGGGCUUUCACACAGGACUAUUUCAAGAAGUUUUUUGUAGAGGAGUCGGUUCUGGGGAAGGGUGGGAAAGGCGUGGUUCUGCUGGUGAAGCAUGUGUUGGACGGCGUUUCCCUCGGACAUUACGCGUGCAAGCGGGUGCCUGUCGGAGACGACCAUGAAUGGCUCAGGAAAGUGCUGGAGGAAGUGCAAUUGUUGCAGCACCUGUCUCACCAGAACCUCGUUUCAUACAGGCAUGUCUGGCUUGAGAAUGCCAAGAUCAGCACUUUUGGACCUAGCGUACCGUGUGCGUUCAUUCUGCAGCAGUUCUGUAAUGCUGGAGACUUGCACAACUACAUCUGUGGUUCAGUGCAGACCUCGACGACUGCCCAGCAGAUGAAGGAUCGAUUGAGGAGGCGAUCUAAGGGCGAGCCGGAACCUCAGAGCGACAUCGGCGGGCCUCGCAGACUCAAUUUCGAUGAAAUAUAUUCCUUUUUUCGUGACAUAACGUCUGGUCUCCGACAUCUUCACUUAAACGGUUAUAUCCACCGGGAUCUGAAGCCCAAUAAUUGCUUAUUACACCAGACGCAGGAUGGGAUUCGCGUUCUAGUGAGCGAUUUCGGUGAAGUCCAGUCGCAGGACGCGAUGCGACGAUCGACCGGAGCCACUGGGACAGUGUCAUACUGUGCGCCCGAGGUAUUGCGGCGGGAAUACCAAGGGGGGCCAUUUGGCAACUUCACCUUCAAAUCGGACAUCUUCUCGUUGGGCAUGAUCCUAUACUUUCUAUGUUUUGCGCAGUUGCCAUACACCAACGCCGACAUCAUCAACGAAGAGAAAGAAGAUUUAGAUCGGCUGCGGGACGAGAUCAGCCAGUGGACCGGCUUCGACGAUGCCCGACGGAUGAGACCCGAACUCCCAGAGCAGCUCUACACUUUUCUGGGGCGCUUGCUGUCUGUGGAUCCAGAUCGACGGCCUUCUGCGGAGGAAGUGUUGAAUGGCCUUCAAGCUGGCGCCAACGGCAACGACAGUUUCCGCCAUCGACGGGCCAGCUCUUCAGGCUCAGACGCCCACUCCAGCUCCAGAAUACACCCAGUGGAUGACCCGAGCGCAUCGUCCGUCCAAUGGCCGUCAAGCACGAAGAGACGAUUCUCCCGAAGUCCCGUUGCCGUGCGACGCAACUCUCAGAGUACCCAAGCAGCCGAUCUGACCCCUGUCUUUGAAGACCUCGAAACCGACCAGAGGCGAAUGUCAUUGAGCCCUGAGCGCGACCUAGUAAUCCGACAUAGAUUCUCUAGUACACCCGCACCCAGCGAGUCGCCAAGGGGUCGCGAAGCCCCCGAUGAUGAAAGAGGAACGCCACUACCGCCUCUACCGCCGCUUUUACCCCCGCCUCCGGGACGGUUCUCCUUCUUAAGAUCCCUAUUACCAGGGUCAAUCAGUAACUUCGAAUCAACCCUCUCCUCCCCAAUGAUGCCCUCGCGUUCUUCCUCCUCAAACUCGCCACCGCAUUCCAACCAUGCACUCCCCUCGCCGUCAACCCCUGGGUGUUCUACCCUUUGGUCCUCCUAG
Messenger RNA from Aspergillus campestris IBT 28561, 1944 nucleotides. RefSeq names its product protein kinase IKS1. Gene Ontology annotation, molecular function: ATP binding; protein kinase activity. The record is from RefSeq and is a predicted model, not a curated record. Gene Ontology annotation, biological process: protein phosphorylation. The coding region runs from base 1 to 1944 and encodes 647 amino acids. NCBI's taxonomy places the organism in Eukaryota, Fungi, Ascomycota, Eurotiomycetes, Eurotiales, Aspergillaceae. The transcript has 2 exons.